UCAGUUCAUUUGUCACCUUUUAACUUUACGUGUGGUCGCGGUGGCUGAUCGUUAAAAGACCAACAGAAAAAAAUAUAUAAAAGUUACACAGAUAAUUGAAUAUUAAUAUAUCUGAAAUACAUAAACUGUAACGGUGAUGUACAGAAGUCGUAAGAAGUGCUAAUGAAUGAUUUCAAAGUGGUUCGGUGUGGUAGUGAUUAGGUGGCCUUGCAUUUGACAGAACACACACCCAAUCCAAGGUGUUUAAUUAAUUUGACUGCAAGUUUUCAUUAUCGUUAUCAAUAAGAUAACGAAAUGCAAGCCAUAAAGUGUGUAGUUGUAGGUGACGGUGCUGUCGGUAAGACAUGUCUUUUAAUAAGUUACACAACAAAUGCCUUUCCCGGCGAAUACAUACCAACAGUAUUUGACAACUAUUCGGCAAAUGUAAUGGUAGAUGGUAAACCCAUCAACCUGGGACUCUGGGAUACGGCUGGCCAAGAAGAUUAUGACAGAUUGAGACCUCUGUCCUACCCUCAGACCGACGUGUUUCUUAUUUGUUUCUCAUUGGUCAAUCCGGCAUCGUUCGAGAACGUCAGGGCGAAGUGGUAUCCAGAAGUGAGACAUCACUGCCCCAAUACCCCCAUCAUAUUAGUUGGAACCAAAUUGGACUUGAGGGAUGACAGGUCAACCAUCGAGAAACUUAAGGACAAAAAAUUGUCUCCCAUUACUUAUCCACAGGGUUUGGCGAUGGCCAAAGAGAUCAGUGCCGUGAAAUAUUUGGAAUGCUCGGCCUUAACGCAAAAAGGACUUAAAACAGUGUUCGACGAAGCCAUUCGAGCAGUAUUGUGCCCCGUCAUGCAAGUCAAACCUAAACGCAGAUGUGUUAUCUUGUAACUCUAGAAUAUUAACAAAUUUUUACUUGUUACUACAAUUUUAAACCACAUGUCUCCGUCUUCGGUUAAUGUAUAACAUCCUUUUCCAUUCUUCCUUUGUACUUAUGUAUCUUUAAUUUGGGACACUUGGUUUGGAAUUGUUGGUUAGAUCAGAUUCACAGCAAAGACUACAUUUUUAGGUUUUAACAGGGUUUGUAAUUAAGAACCAAGUUUUAUUUUACCGUAACCUCGUUUUGUUCAACUUUGUUCUCCCGUUAGUUCUCCCAGUUGAAGUCUAAAAAAAGUAUCACGUGAAUCUGCUCCUCAGAGCACAAAGUAACACUAAAUGAUGUGCGUAAAUGUGAUUUAUUAUGUUUUGGAUGAUUUUAAAUAAGUAUAAAGUUACUGCAAUUA
Anoplophora glabripennis (Asian longhorned beetle) is the source of this 1265-nucleotide messenger RNA. RefSeq names its product ras-related protein Rac1 (gene Rac1). The coding region runs from base 295 to 873 and encodes 192 amino acids. Gene Ontology annotation, biological process: establishment or maintenance of cell polarity; regulation of cell shape; small GTPase-mediated signal transduction. Gene Ontology annotation, molecular function: GTPase activity; GTP binding; protein kinase binding. NCBI's taxonomy places the organism in Eukaryota, Metazoa, Arthropoda, Insecta, Coleoptera, Cerambycidae. Gene Ontology annotation, cellular component: cytoskeleton; cell cortex; cytoplasmic vesicle. The transcript has 4 exons. The record is from RefSeq and is a predicted model, not a curated record.